UGAGGGCUCUUGGGUUAGUUCCUGUUAGGCCCGGGCCGGGGGAGUAGGUUGAAGUCUCCUAAGAUGCCCGGUGGGCUGGGGCACCGGGAGCUGUGAAGAGGGCGUGAGGAGGCGGCGAGGGGAGACCCGCGGCAGGCCUGAACAAGAGCGGCGGCCGAGCCCGCCUUCCCUGCACCAUGCUCAUAGAGGAUGUGGAUGCCCUCAAGUCCUGGCUGGCCAAGUUACUGGAGCCGAUAUGUGAUGCUGACCCUUCAGCCUUAGCCAACUAUGUUGUAGCGCUGGUCAAGAAGGACAAACCUGAGAAAGAAUUGAAAGCCUUUUGUGCUGAUCAGCUUGACGUCUUUUUACAAAAAGAAACUUCAGGUUUUGUGGAUAAACUGUUUGAAAGUCUCUAUACUAAGAACUACCUUCCACCUCUGGAACCAGUUAAGCCUGAGCCAAAACCACCAGUCCAAGAAAAAGAAGAAAUUAAAGAAGAGGUAUUUCAGGAGCCAGCAGAGGAAGAACGAGAUGGUAGAAAAAAGAAGUAUCCUAGUCCCCAGAAGACUCGUUCAGAAUCUAGUGAGCGAAGGACACGUGAGAAAAAAAGAGAAGAUGGCAAGUGGAGAGACUAUGACCGGUACUAUGAGCGGAAUGAACUGUACCGUGAGAAAUAUGACUGGAGAAGAGCCAGGAGUAAGAGUCGGAGUAAGAGCCGGGGCCUGAGUCGAAGUCGAAGCCGAAGUAGAGGGCGCAGCAAAGACCGAGAUCCAAAUAGGAAUGUUGCAGAGCACAGGGAAAGAUCAAAGUUUAAGAGUGAAAGGAAUGACUUGGAGAGUUCCUAUGUGCCUGUGUCUGCACCACCUCCGAGCUCUUCUGAGCAGUAUUCCUCUGGGGCACAGUCUAUUCCCAGCACUGUUACUGUGAUCGCACCUGCACACCACUCUGAAAACACAACGGAGAGUUGGUCUAAUUACUAUAACAAUCAUAGCUCUUCCAAUUCUUUUGGUCGAAACCCACCACCAAAGAGGCGAUGCAGAGAUUAUGAUGAAAGAGGAUUUUGUGUACUUGGUGACCUUUGUCAGUUUGAUCAUGGAAAUGAUCCCCUCGUUGUUGAUGAAGUUGCUCUGCCAAGCAUGAUUCCUUUCCCUCCACCUCCUCCUGGGCUUCCUCCUCCACCACCUCCUGGAAUGUUAAUGCCUCCCAUGCCAGGUCCAGGCCCAGGUCCAGGCCCAGGCCCUGGCCCAGGCCCAGGCCCAGGUCCAGGUCCUGGCCACAGUAUGAGACUUCCUGUCCCCCAGGGACAUGGCCAGCCUCCGCCUUCUGUUGUGCUUCCCAUACCAAGACCACCCAUAACACAGUCAAGCUUGAUAAACAACCGUGACCAGCCUGGGACAAGUGCAGUGCCCAAUCUUGCACCAGUGGGAGCAAGACUACCUCCUCCUUUACCCCAGAACCUCCUUUAUACAGUAUCAGAACGACAGCCCAUGUACUCUCGUGAACAUGGUGCUGCUGCAUCUGAGCGACUUCAGUUGGGGACACCGCCUCCUCUCUUGGCAGCUCGUUUGGUGCCACCUCGAAACCUCAUGGGAUCCUCCAUUGGGUACCAUACCUCAGUCUCCAGCCCCACCCCUCUGGUCCCAGAUACGUAUGAACCAGAUGGUUAUAAUCCAGAAGCUCCUAGUAUUACCAGUUCUGGUAGAUCUCAGUACAGACAGUUCUUUUCGAGAACACAGACACAGCGCCCAAACCUGAUUGGCCUAACAUCUGGAGAUAUGGAUGCAAAUCCAAGAGCUGCUAACAUUGUCAUCCAGACUGAACCACCAGUUCCUGUUUCAAUUAAUAGCAACAUAACCAGAGUAGUUCUUGAACCAGAUAGCCGAAAAAGAGCUAUAAGUGGUUUGGAAGGGCCGCUCACAAAGAAACCUUGGCUGGGAAAGCAAGGGAAUAACAGUCAGAGUAAACCAGGAUUCUUGAGAAAGAAUCAGUAUACAAACACCAAAUUAGAAGUCAAGAAAAUCCCUCAGGAAUUGAACAACAUUACCAAGCUCAAUGAACACUUCAGCAAAUUUGGAACUAUUGUAAACAUCCAGGUUGCUUUUAAGGGAGAUCCAGAAGCAGCCCUCAUCCAGUAUCUUACCAAUGAGGAGGCCAGGAAAGCCAUUUCCAGCACUGAAGCAGUUCUAAACAACCGAUUCAUUCGAGUUCUGUGGCAUAGAGAAAAUAAUGAGCAGCCAGCACUACAGUCUCCAACACAGCUACUCCUGCAGCAACAGCAAACACUUAGUCACCUGUCACAGCAGCACCAUCAUCUGCCACAGCACCUUCAUCAGCAGCAGGUGCUGGUGGCCCAGUCUCCUCCCUCAACAGUACAUGGGGGUAUCCAGAAGAUGAUGAGUAAACCGCAGACAUCAGGCGCCUAUGUUCUUAACAAAGUUCCUGUUAAGCAUCGUCUUGGACAUGCAAGUGGUAACCAGACUGACGCAUCACACUUAUUGAGUCAGUCAGGUGGUGCUGGAGAGGAUUGCCAGAUAUUUUCAGCUCCAGGCCAUCCAAAAAUGAUUUACAGCUCCUCAAACUUAAAGACACCUUCAAAACUUUGUUCAGGGUCUAAAUCUCAUGAUGUUCAAGAAGUUCUUAAAAAGAAGCAGGAAGCAUUGAAGCUACAACAAGACAUGAGGAAAAAGAGGCAAGAAGUGCUAGAAAAACAAAUAGAAUGCCAGAAGAUGCUAAUAUCUAAGCUAGAAAAGAACAAAAACAUGAAACCAGAAGAGAGAGCAAAUAUAAUGAAGACUUUGAAAGAGCUUGGUGAAAAGAUCUCACAGUUGAAAGAUGAAUUAAAAACAUCUUCUGCAGUCUCCACACCAUCUAAAGUAAAGACAAAAACAGAGGCACAGAAAGAACUAUUAGAUACUGAACUGGACCUUCACAAGAGGCUAUCCUCAGGAGAAGACACAACAGAGUUACGGAAAAAACUCAGUCAAUUACAGGUUGAGGCUGCACGAUUAGGUAUUUUACCUGUGGGUCGAGGAAAGACCAUGUCCUCUCAAGGUCGAGGAAGAGGCAGAGGCCGUGGAGGAAGAGGAAGGGGCUCACUGAAUCACAUGGUGGUGGACCACCGCCCUAAAGCACUGUCAGUUGGGGGAUUCAUUGAGGAGGAAAAAGAUGAAUUACUUCAGCAUUUUUCACCUGCAAACCAAGGGUCAAAAUUCAAAGACCGUCGGCUACAAAUAUCAUGGCACAAGGCCAAGGUGCCUUCUGUAUCCACUGAGACCGAGGAAGAAGAAGUCAAGGAGGAGGAAACAGAGACCUCAGAUUUGUUUUUGCAUGAUGAUGAUGAUGAAGAUGAAGAUGAAUAUGAGUCUCGUUCAUGGCGAAGAUGAAAUCUGAUGCGAGCUGUAUAAUUUUUAGGAAUAUUGUUUAGAAGAACAACUUUUUAAAAUUAUUUAAAGAAGUCAAUGAGCCAAAAAUUUUUUUUAUUUUUCUUUUCCACACAGUAGGUUUAAGGACAGCAAGUUUGCUAUUUAAACACAUCUCAUAACUGUUCAUGAUAUUAAAGCACCAAAGGCCUAGUGACUUUUACACAGUUGUGAAGAUCCACAGGAAUGAUACGGAUAAUCUCUAGAGCCUUAUUUUCCACACCACCUGUUUUGUUGCUAUUGGUGUUGGAUUAUGAUGUAAAUGACAGGGUGUUCAGAAAUUUUAUUUUGGAUUAUAAUCUGCUGAUAAAAUUUCAUUAAAUGUCAAAAUCGCCUGGAAUCUCUUAACUCUCAGCUAUUAUGGAUGGGUCGUCAGACAGGAGAUAUUUGUAAUUAAAAUACCCUUUUGCUUUCAAGAGUUGUCUUGGAAGAAGAAAAGUAAAUUUAUUUUAAUUUUUUUACUGUGGAGGAGCCCAGUUUGUAUUCAAUCUAAAUUUUCGAGGGGGGGUGUUUAUGUGCAGUACAAGUACUAUUUUAGUGUAAAUCAUAACAGACUCUGUAUUAAAUGCUGUAAGGCAGUGGUAGCUAGCUCCAUGGUAUUUCCAUUCUGUCAUCAUAUUAACUGUCCUGGAUUUAUGCUACUGAUCCUUAGUUUGCUUUGGAAUUAGUGAAUAUUGGUUCAGUUGGUCCUGUUUAAAAAUACUCUCAGAAUGUAAAAGGCUUUCACCUCUUGCCCCUUUCUUGUCCCCAUUUUCUUUCUCCUGCCUUUAUAUUAAUAGCCCUGACUUACCCACUAUUGAGAUAAGUGAUUCUUCUGGGCCACCCAAAGUCAGUCCCAAAUAAAAAGUUUAAACCAGCACCUUGAUAAAUAA
This is a messenger RNA of Neogale vison (American mink), 4270 nucleotides long. RefSeq names its product RNA binding motif protein 27 (gene RBM27). Gene Ontology annotation, cellular component: nucleus. Gene Ontology annotation, biological process: mRNA processing. Gene Ontology annotation, molecular function: metal ion binding; RNA binding. The record is from RefSeq and is a predicted model, not a curated record. NCBI's taxonomy places the organism in Eukaryota, Metazoa, Chordata, Mammalia, Carnivora, Mustelidae. Bases 177 to 3362 code for a protein of 1061 amino acids. The transcript has 21 exons.